This is a messenger RNA of Schistosoma mattheei, 826 nucleotides long. NCBI's taxonomy places the organism in Eukaryota, Metazoa, Platyhelminthes, Trematoda, Strigeidida, Schistosomatidae. The record is from the annotation of a GenBank genome assembly.
ACAGUUGCUGAAAUAUUUCUGGUUAUAGUUCACAUGUACAUUUCUUAUCUAAGACUACAACUCGAUCGUUAUACGGGGUCGUUAGGAGUGCAUUCUCUAUUGACUGGUAUUGUUGGAAUCGGAGUAACAUAAUUACCUUCGGAACUUUCCUCUUUUGGGUAAACCUUGUACUGAUAACGUUGAAGCACCUUUUUGGUCAGUUCGGUGGAAGAACUCUCCACACAAUGCUCAACAGUUUUAUCUGCCCCCAUUUAGAGUACGGAAACAGUAUUUCCUCCCCCACACCAAAAGGAUAAGGACACUUUGGGAUCUAUCCAAAAGUGGGCUACGUAAUCAGUUCGGGCACUCAAAUUCAAGGCUUAUGAAGAGCGCACUAAACCAUAACCCGUUAGAGUACAAGCGUCUUAGAGGUGACCUACAGCACCAACACUUUUUGACAUCCCCUUAAACACCUACCUAGGUUUGUCUCCAACACAAACCUAACGGGUAAUACCCAGAAACUAGAAGUACAACUUGGCCGAUCGGACUGAAGACAACUUUGAUUCCUCAGUCAAAUGCUGGAAUUUACUACCGGUUGAGCUAAUUCAAGCGGUUUCACAGUAGUUCUUUAAGAGAAAACGACAUUCUUAAGGACUAAGUAUAGUAUUUUACUAUGAUUUACCAAUUUCGUUUUCCUCUUGUAAUUAUCCUUAGGUUCCUGCCUGGAGGUUUAUAUAGUUCUGGUUUAAAGAGGACCCAAUCUAUGGCUGGGGGCAUGCUUCUUACCUAUGUAUAUCUACAUGCUUUGAUGUGCCGAAGGAUUCCAAAUGCUUGUUCGCAGCUUUGA